Molecule: messenger RNA, 5035 nt
Organism: Siniperca chuatsi (mandarin fish)
Lineage: Eukaryota; Metazoa; Chordata; Actinopteri; Centrarchiformes; Sinipercidae
Product: protein FAM171A2
Exons: 8
Coding region: 157-2673 (838 amino acids)
Source: RefSeq, a predicted model, not a curated record
CUCCACCUCGGACAAUAAAAACAAGGCGAAGCAUCUCAGCACCAUUCAAAGCCCGACACCCGAGCUGUGUCUGCGGAGUGAACGGCUCGCACACACUGGCUGGGAGGAAUAUGGACACAUGGCCGCCGAGCUGGGACUAGAGAUGUAGUUGCAAGGAUGCCAGCCAACUGCAUCUCUCGUUUGCUCCUCUUCGCCUCGAUCUGCGCGGUUUGGGAGGCGCUGGCCAAAUCUCUUCCAGAUCAGGGAGCAUUUGAGGUGCAAAUAAAAGUCCAGGUGUUCGACAACAGCGACCUGUCACCGUUGGCAGACGCUCAGGUGGAAGUCCACGGCAACCAAACUAUCUUGGCGUCCAGCAGGGCCGGCAGCGAUGGCGUCCUGAGAGUCAGCUUCCUGUACCGCACGGGAACAUGGGUCAUCAUUACAGCCUCCAAACAAGACUACGUCACCAACUCUGUGCCCUGGCACUCCAGCCGCAUCCCCUUGUAUGCAUCAGUCAGCCUGUACCUCCUCGUUCAGAGGCCAGGAACACUUAUUCUGUACGAUGACGUCCUGCAGGUGCUGUCUGGGUCACCAGGAGCUCGUAACCAGCCGCUGGUGCAGCUCCAGAGGAAGUCCCUUCAUCUGCCGUCCAACUCCAACUACACGGCUCUGGCUGCCGCACUGACCACAGCCAGGACUCAGUAUGAGAUCGGUGGUUUCCCGUUUCUCCUGGGCCAAGAGACCAACAGCUCAGGUGCAGAAACAGGGUGGACAGACUUGACAGCUUUAGCAGUGGUCAGCAUUCAGCUCUUUGACAAAGACGGCAGUGCGAUCCAGGUCUCAGAUCCGAUCCACAUCUCUGUGCCGCUGCCAUCGGACACCCGCAACAGGAUGGCCACAAGUGUACCUGCUUGGCUGUAUCAGCCUAAGACGGGACUGUGGGUUAGGAACGGGACGGGCUACAUCAAAAAGGACGGCACACAGUUUGUCUGGAACGUUGUGGUUCCUCAGAUGGGAUACUGGUUAGCUGCCUUCCCCUCGUCUUCAGGAUUGGGUCUGUCUCAUCCAGGCUUGAGGGACAUCACCACGUACCACACCCUGUUCCUGCUCUCCAUCCUGGGCUCGCUGGCCCUGCUGGUUCUCAUCCUGCUCUGUGUGCUGCUCUACUACUGCAGGUGUGGGGAGCGUAGGCGCAGGUCUCAGUUGCGGAAGUGUUUGAAACCUCGUCGCCAGCAAGGGAAACCCCACACGUCCAAUCUAAAUGGCGCAAAGAGAGACCAGGGUACAUCCACUUCACGGCUAAAUCUGAUCUGUGGAGGCCAUGUUGAGUCUGGCCCAUCUAAUGACAAAUCUGACUUGUCCCCAUCUCGAGACUACCAGAGUUCAAGGGAGGACUUAACCAAGCAUGUUCCAGCUCACAUGCUGCGACACGCAAAGGGAAAAAAUGCAUCAGGUCCCCAACGGGGUGAAAGCUUCCCCAUGAAGGUUACACGUGCCACAGAGACCAACAACCUGGACAACCCUUUGCUGCAUGAAGACUACAACCGGAGCUACAGUCCCAUGGAGGGCAAGGACGCUGAAUAUCACCGACACCACAACGCUAACGACAAUCGAGGAUACUCCUCUGAUCCCCCGUCCCCGCCUCGCUUCCAAGGCUACGUGCCAAACCAGUCUGACAAACCCCCCGAAUAUUCAGCAGCAGCUGCAGACAGCCUUGCCAGACCCACCUCCCUCAACACCCAACCAGGUCAGAUCAUCUUCUGCAGCUCCAUUGACCAGAUGAAGGAGAACAUGUACCGGAGCAUGGUACCAACCCUGGUCAUCCCAGCCCACUAUAUGCGCCUGCCCUCCGAGUUUUCUGGUAAAGAUGGAAAGGACCAGAAGGAGCAAGAAAACGAUGGUGCACAGAUGGGAGGAGGCCAGCAGCAUCAUCACCACCACUCCCAGAAACAAGGCCAACAGCAGCAAGGUGGAUCCCAAGGUGACGACUCUGAGGAGCCGAGCUGGGCGUCCGACUCCUCUGGUGGACCUGUGACCAUCCCUGUGCUCUUCAACGACUCCACCAUGGCUCAGAUGAAUGGGGAACUGCAGGCUCUGACUGAGAAGAAGCUACUGGAGCUUGGUGUUAAACAGCACCCAAGGGCAUGGUUCAUCUCCCUGGAUGGACGUGCUAACGCUCAUGUGCGCCACUCCUACAUAGAUGCUGGGAAUGACCUCAGUGGCGGCGGUGUUGGUGGAUUCUUAGGUGGUCCCAGCAGCACUCCCCGAGACGUCAACCUUGAACCACCUCUGGAGGCCCAAGAACAUAAGUCAGCAAUCAACCGGAAGGGAAAAGAUGAUCGCUGGGGGACGGGAGGACGGAAGGGCCACGGUGUUAGCAGCGGUGGUGGGAAGAGUUACUCCAAGUUGGCCUACCCUGACCACAGCGAGCCCAGCAGCAGCGAGGGACGUCCAGUCUCACCCGAGGAGAACUCCCUCACCCCUCUUCUUGAUGAAGGUCCAUCCUCCCGAGGAUCCACCAUCCCCAGAAGAGGACGCAGUCGUGUGAACAGCACCCGCAGCAGCAACAGCGAGAACCGCCGUGACUCCAUGACCAGUCCUGAGGAUGAUCCCGACGACAAAGACGAGAACAAGAAGAGCCCCUGGCAGAAGAUCGAAGACAGGCCUCUCAUGGUCUUCCACCCCAGGAAGUGAGCUUGUUGAACUUACUGAACACUGGACCUUUUAACAAUCUUUUCAAAGGGGAAUCUUUCCACAUCAAACAUGGAAGAAGAGUGAUGUUUUCACAGAGAUAGAUCACAAUAAGCACAACCAUGCUUCACUGGUCCAUUUUCAGGUCGUUGUUUGACCUUUGUGUUUCUGGUGAGGUGCUUUUGCACUUUCUGAUUACUCUCGUAGUCUCACUGUCAGUUAAUCUCACUGGUUUCCACUGAGAUGAUCUAUCGUACACUGACCUAUAACCUAUCCAGAUUAUUGUGAAUUCUGUCACCUAUCACAUCACUGAACCAUCGUCUGAGCCAUUGCAUAUACUGACUGUGGAAAUAGCCAUUUUAUAGAGCAAAAUAUAAGAGUAAAGCACUUACUAAUCAUUUGAUAAUUGAUUGAUUGAUACUUACCAAGUAUUUGGAAGUGGAUGACAUUUUCUAUGGUAUUGAUGGGUAUUUAGGUGAAUUAGAUUUCCUUCCCUGGACUUAUUCCACACAAAGGCUCAUAUUGAUGUUAGAAGAUAUGCGCCUGUGUUUCCUUGACUACUCCCCUGCUCUAAACUGUAACUAGGAUACAUUUUCUUUAAAGGAAACAGCUUCCCAAAGCUUGAAUAUGUAGGAAACCUAUCUAUCAGUUGUACUGAUUUUGUCUUGAGCCCCUGUGAACGGAUAAUGCAAUCUAUAAAGUCCAACGUGCGACUUGCAUUUUGCUCCUUCAGGGAUGUACUUGAUUUCCUCUUCCUCCUGUACUGUGUUCAUGUGUUGAAAUUACUUAUUCAGAUAGUAAUGAUUUGAAAUGUUGAGCGUCAUCUUCAAGUGUUUCCGUCGUCCUUUCAGUCAUUGAUUUACCGCAGUGAUCUACAAUUUUGCCAAAAUUCUGCAUUUCUGCCUUUCUCCUGUUGUUGAGGUUUUUUUUGGCCAACAGAGACUUCUUUGCGAUUUCUCUUGUGUAAAUAGAUUCCCACUCAUUUGAAAGAUUUGGUAUAGAAAGGUUGCAUGCAUAUGAAUGUAUGAAGUAAACAGAAGGCACCAAAAGCCCCCCACAGUUCUUCGGGCUCCUGCGUAGACAACCAAUAAGACUUACCUAUUCAAUGUUCUACUGAGAUCUACAGGGGUUGUUUGUAGACAGGGCCUGUACCACUUCUCUCCUGUAAGUGCCUUCUUUCACAUAGGAUCGAGUGAUAGGCAUGCAGGUCCCUUUUUAAAAUGCAGUUAGUCGUCACCUAAACUGAUCGGCAGGCACCAAUAAGCACACUGCAUUGUGGUAACAGCAACACACGUCACUCUGGGGAGCAUGCCUGCCAAAUCUGACAACUUUUCUUGCGGCUGUUAUGUCCUUGAAUAUCUUAAUUUCUUGUAUCUAUCCUCUUUUUCACCAAACUUGUAAAUGGUAUGAUGAACUAUAUGAGAUUUUAUGUGUAUACGAUGUGCAUGUAACAUAUAGAAUAGGGUGUUUUUAAUUAAACCUUUUUUGAAAUGAUCCAGGAUGUUUGGCACAAAAUGUGAUGCACUUACGCAUUGAACUGUGUUGCCAAAUGAACUUGGUUAUAUGAAGAUACACUGACUUUUCCCUUAAUCCAGUUCUAACAAAAUUCACUUCCGGUCGUAAAUGUUUACAACAAUAACAUACUGACCAACACGCUCCCGCUGUUACUAGCAUCACCACUGCCUAUGACGCAUCAACAACUGUGAACUGUUAUGUCAUCUAGCAGAAUCGUAAAAGCUCACAAGUUUAGAAAACUUGAAGAGGUUAGUGUUUUUUGUUUUUUUGCAGAGUUAUAGGUUGAUUAUGAAGUGAAAAUCUUGAAGUCUGUAUAGAGGUCAUGCUGACUUGUUGGUCCUUUUCACCAUUUGCUUGCUGUUCAUAAGCCUGUGUCAGUAGCCUACGGUACAAACUGAAAACGUGAUGUAGUUCAAAGUCUGAAGAAUAACACAACCAUUAAACGAUUCCUGCUGAAAUGUCGUGUCCACUGCUGUAAAUGUACAUUUUUUGGACCAGAUAUGGAAUUAUUAUGAGUUGUGCAAUUGUGGCUUUCCUUGCUUGUUUUUGUUUUACAAGAGAAAAUCUGUUUUCUCAGUAGAUUUUGUGAACUUGUGUUUGGACAGAGAUUAUUCAGUCACAACUGAUUUACACAAGAACUGAAUCCCUGAGACGACACGUUAAACUUGGUAAAGCGUUCUGCUGGAUUUUUGAUAGUACAAUUCAUAUGAGGUUCAGGAGGAUUGAACUGUAGGCCUCCAUCCUGUGCAGUAAAUCAUUUGCUUCAUAAACCUGGUCAGUUGUUUGUAAACUGUAAAUUGAUUCUUUCUGUACAUGAGACAAAAUAGAAAUAAAUUUGUUCCCACGGUCA